GUUGAUUAUUGAGGGUCCAACGGGCUAGCAACAAAUUAAACAGUUCAAUCGUGCGCCUCUAGUGUUCGUUGAUAUCUCUCCGUCGAUUUGAGCCCGGUUCUCACAAGUCGUGUUGCAUAACUGCCUGUGAAGCGAAUCGGCAACAGCAGCAAGGGAAAUAAUGCUUCGAAUUGCCGCACGUACCGGCGGAUUGGCGGUUCGGCGUGUUGCGUCUCCGGGCACAUUCAAUUUUCAACGAGCAAUGGCCACCGGGGAUUCGCUUGUACUGACGGAGGAAGUCGGCAGCAAGGGUGUGAUCACGCUGAACCGUCCGAAAGCACUGAACGCCAUCAACCUGGACAUGGUCCGGCAAAUCUACGGUGCGAUGAAGCAGUGGGAAACCGGCAAGAAUUUGGUGAUCGUGAAAUCGGUCGGCGAGAAAGCGUUCUGCGCCGGUGGUGACGUGCGUGCAAUCACCGAGUCGAGCGAUGCGGAACUGGCCAAACAGUUCUUCAGCACCGAGUACAGAAUGAACGCUCUGAUCGGUGGGUAUCGGCCGAUUUAUAUUGCUGUCAUCGACGGAAUUACGAUGGGCGGAGGCGUUGGACUGUCCGUGCACGGCAAAUAUCGGAUAGCGACAGAGCGCACAAUGUUUGCUAUGCCGGAAACAGCUAUUGGCCUGUUUCCGGACGUUGGUGGAGGUUACUUUCUGCCACGUCUGCAAGGAAAGCUAGGGCUGUAUCUAGGGCUCACAGGGUACCGGUUGAAAGGACGCGACGUCCACAAAGCAGGUGUUGCGACGCACUACGUCGAAAGCAAAAAUCUGCAAGCACUCGAGCAGCAAUUGUUGGCCACCACCAGCGCCAGCGAGGUAGAAGAUGUGCUUGCGCGCUUCUCCGAGAAGCGAGAAGCUGGCCUCGAGUUUGUGUUGGAGAAGCACUUGAAGCAGAUUGACGAGUGUUUCGGUGCACCGACCGUGGAAGAUAUCUUUGCGCGGCUCGAAAAAGACGGCAGUGAAUGGGCCCAUAGUACGCUGAAGUUGCUGCACAAAAUGUCUCCGACGUCGCUAGUCUGGCAAGGAAAAGUGGCUUUAGUUACUGGGGCGAGUUCCGGCAUCGGACAGGAUGUCGCCCUUGCUUUAGCCAACAGUGGUUUGGUCGUGGUCGGGAUUGCUCGUCGGGCGGAACUAAUAGCGCUGCUAUCGACUAAGGUGAUGGGUUCAGGGAAAAUCUACGCCAAAAAGUGUGACGUUAGCAGCGAGCCCGAAAUCAUGGAAACCUUGGGAUGGAUUCGCCGUGAGUUUGGAGGAAUCGAUGUACUGAUAAAUAAUGCAGGAAUAUUCCGGUACAGCUUCAUUACUCAGAGUGAAACGGCCGAUUUUCGCGACACAUUCAACGUGAACCUUCUGGCUACGUGCAUUUUCGUGCGUGAGGCGAUCAAAGAUAUGAAAGAAAGGCAAACGAGUGGUCACAUUAUUUUGGUAAACAGCAUCCUAGGCCAUCGGGUGCCGGAUGUAUCUGUGCCGCUUUUCGGUGUCUAUCCGGCAUCAAAGUACGGAUUGGUCGGACUGGCCGAAGUGUUGCGCCAGGAGCUUAAUUUCUUCAAAUUGCCCAUUAAAGUGACGAGUAUACACCCAGGCAUGGUUGAGACGGAUAUGAUUAAGGUUUUUGACUCGCAAUUAGCGGAACGUCUGCCGAAGCUGCAAGUUGAGGAUGUCACAUCGAGCAUUAUGUACAGCCUGCAAACGCCUCCAGAUGUUAGAAUCGACGAAAUAACCGUGACAGCCAAACCAUCGAAAGACGGUCAGAAUGAGAGAAAAUAAUCAUCUCUCCAUGUAAAAUGGCAUUUUUGCCUUCAUUCGUUAUUCGUUAUCCGUUCCAAAACUGCGCUUCCGUUCCAAAACACUUGCAAUAGCUGCGGCCUACUUCCUGGAAUUCAGCCAUCAAACAUAAAUUGCCGUCGUUUUGUUGCACUAAGCUGAACAGGGUCAAUUUGGGCUCCGGUGCAACUAAUUGGGGGCAAUAAAUUAAGCGUCAAUAGAACGGAUAAACCGUGUUCGUGUGGUAGAUGAAUCAGCAGAGAGAAAUGCAUAUUAAUUUAUGCUCGUUUAGCCGAUUUGUGUAACGGUGAAACGCCAAUAAGCUAAGCGCAAACGGGUAAAGGGCCAUUCACUUCCAUGUUUGUUCAUCAUUUAUUGGGCAUCUACUUGCAAGAAGGCACAUCGCAAUGAAAGAAAAAUGCUCCGAAUGCUUCUAAGCAAAACAUGCAUCUUCUUGAAAUCUAUUGGUCUAAUAAAUUAAGAUACCG
Messenger RNA from Anopheles bellator, 2286 nucleotides. Its product is annotated as 3-hydroxyisobutyryl-CoA hydrolase, mitochondrial-like. Gene Ontology annotation, biological process: L-valine catabolic process. Gene Ontology annotation, molecular function: 3-hydroxyisobutyryl-CoA hydrolase activity. The coding region runs from base 161 to 1801 and encodes 546 amino acids. The record is from RefSeq and is a predicted model, not a curated record. The transcript has 6 exons. Gene Ontology annotation, cellular component: mitochondrion. Lineage: Eukaryota; Metazoa; Arthropoda; Insecta; Diptera; Culicidae.